This is a messenger RNA of Cynoglossus semilaevis (tongue sole), 2501 nucleotides long. RefSeq names its product dopamine beta-hydroxylase (dopamine beta-monooxygenase) (gene dbh). Gene Ontology annotation, cellular component: secretory granule membrane. NCBI's taxonomy places the organism in Eukaryota, Metazoa, Chordata, Actinopteri, Pleuronectiformes, Cynoglossidae. Gene Ontology annotation, molecular function: copper ion binding; dopamine beta-monooxygenase activity. The record is from RefSeq and is a predicted model, not a curated record. The transcript is spliced from 12 exons. Gene Ontology annotation, biological process: dopamine catabolic process; norepinephrine biosynthetic process; octopamine biosynthetic process. Bases 16 to 1875 code for a protein of 619 amino acids.
AGUCACCAAAGGGUUAUGAGAAUUUUCAACCAGAACCUUCGCCUUCAAGACAUCGUCGUCAUGUACUUCACCGGUCUCGCUCUCCUCAUGGUCAUCAUGGUGGCGUCGUACCCAGCUCCCAGCAAUGCCGUGAAUGUCUCCGACCUCAAACCAGAAGCCUCUAUCCCUCUGCCCCCUCUCCCCAUGCCUUACCAAGUCUCCCUGGACCCACGUGGGGAACUUCAGCUGGCCUGGAACAUCAGCGACGCCAACCAGGAGGUGUACAUACGGCUGACGGCGACAGCAAAGCUCAAGUACGGGGUAGUUCUAGGGAUGUCGGACCGCGGGGAGCUGACCAACGCUGACCUGGUGGUGCUGUGGGAUUCUGGAGCAAAGACCUACUUUGGGGAUGCAUGGAGUGAUGCCAAUGGUCAGGUUUCACUGGACCGUCAGCAGGACUACGAGCUGUUGGAGGCCAAACAGAAUCCUGAUGGGAUCCAACUGCUCUUCAAGAGACCCUUCAGCACCUGUGAUCCAAGAGACUACCUCAUAGAGGAAGGAACUGUGGACAUCAUCUACGGUGUCCUGGAUCAACCUCUGGCCUCACUGGAGCAGCUGAAUCUGUUCAGCAUCCACACUGGGAUGCUGAGUAUAACGAUGCUCCAAUAUGGCAUCCCACCCACCCAGAUGCCUCCAGAUACGAAGUUUCUGGAUGUCGCGGCUCCAAACGUCACCAUACCAAGUCAGGAGACGACUUACUGGUGCUUCAAUCAGCAGCUGCCUGCAGACAUGCCCAAGAACCACAUUCUUAUGUUUGAGUCAGCGAUAACUCCAGGUAACGAGGACAUCGUACAUCACAUUGAGGUGUUCGAAUGUUUACCGGGCAUCGCCGACGUUCCACAAAACAGCGGCGCCUGUGACGACAUCAUGGCGGCCCCGAAGCUCAACUUCUGUAGUCCCGUGCUGGCGACGUGGGCCAAGGGUGCAGAGCCUUUCUACUUCCCUCCUGAUGUUGGGAUGCCCAUUGGUGGACCAGGAUCUUCAAAGAUUCUUCGUAUGGAGAUCCACUACCACAACCCUCUCCUUAUGUCGGGCCGUCGUGACUCAUCCGGGAUACGUCUGUAUUACACCCCCAGCCUGAGGCGAUAUGACGCAGGAGUCAUGGAGCUGGGCCUGGUUUACACUCCCCUCAUGGCCAUUCCACCAAAACAGCACAACUUCUACCUCAGAGGCUACUGCACCCCAAAGUGCACCGAGGCAGCUUUGCCCAAAGAAGGAAUCUUAAUAUUUGCAUCCCAGCUUCACGCCCACCUGGCUGGACGUGCGCUGAGGACGGUGCUGGUGAGAGGAGGCAAGGAGGUGGAGGUGGUGAAAGAGGACAAGCAUUUUAGCACCUACUACCACUCACUCCGAUAUCUCAAAGAGAGAGUUAACGUUCUCCCUGGUGACGCCAUCGUCACGAAGUGUACCUAUAACACAGAAGACCGGAGCAAACCCACUGUGGGAGGCAAUGGCUUCAUGGAUGAAAUGUGUGUCAACUUCAUUUACUACUAUCCCCGGAUUGAGCUGGAGGUCUGCAAAUCCAAUGUUGACCCCGAGUCCCUUCAGAAGUACUUCAGUUCCAUGAACAGGUUCCAGGGAAACGACCAGUGUGCGUGCAGUAAUGUGUCUGUGAAAGAGCAGUAUUCUCAGGUACACUGGGACAAAUUCAGUGUAGAAGAGCUGAAUUAUCUGUACAAAACGGCGCCCAUCUACGAGCAGUGCACCAAGUCCAACGGAGAGCUCUUACCCGGAGACUGGGAAAAGCAGCCGAUACCGAAGGUGACAACUGUCCUUCCACAACCUCACUAUCCCUGUGAAGGACGAGCAGCAUCCAACUGUCCACCCACAGUGUGAACAAGCAGGGAAGAUGGCGUCAACCGAGGGGGAAUUGUUGAAGUCGGAAGUGUCUGCUUAAAAUAAAGCUAAAUAUACUGUUCAUUGUGCAUUAAACAUUAUUUAUGGGAAUUGUGGGCUUGCAUGUGGGAAGCAAAAGACAAAUGAAUGCUACAGUGCUGCUAAUGCUAAUGUCUGUUGAUCUAAAAAAAAAAAAAGUACCAUUAACUCUAAUAAGAAAGACAUUUUCACAUUUACUGCUGUAAUGUUUUUGGUCAUUUCAUCACAUUAUUUGCAGUUCUUUAAGAGUUGUAGCUAUUCAUGGCUAAACAUUUUGUUUUUCUUGAGAUUUUUGUCACAGCUGUAUGCUAUAUUUAGCAAUUUCCAGCUAAUACUUCUUUAUUUACUUUUAGUUGACAUGUUGCUUGAAAGUACUGCUUCAGAGUUUACCUUAAUCUUUUAGCAGCUUUAUGUCUAUUGCUACUAACAUUAGCAUCAUUGUGACUUGUAGCAUUUCUUCUAUUUUUAACGAACGGAUGAUCUUACCUGUUUUGGUAACUAAGGUCUACAUGUAGGGUAAAGGGUAUAGGUUUGCAUUUGCAUAAUUUUCCUAUAUUUUUUCUUUCACAUAAUAAACAUCACAAAAA